Culex quinquefasciatus (southern house mosquito) is the source of this 1210-nucleotide messenger RNA. RefSeq names its product elongation factor Ts, mitochondrial (gene mEFTs). Gene Ontology annotation, cellular component: mitochondrial matrix. The transcript has 2 exons. NCBI's taxonomy places the organism in Eukaryota, Metazoa, Arthropoda, Insecta, Diptera, Culicidae. Gene Ontology annotation, biological process: mitochondrial translational elongation. Bases 153 to 947 code for a protein of 264 amino acids. Gene Ontology annotation, molecular function: translation elongation factor activity; protein binding. The record is from RefSeq and is a predicted model, not a curated record.
CGUUUCUCUCUAACCUCGCGAAAAAUAUCCAAAGUGUGAAGUGCCGAUUUGGAUUCUCAAGUGAAAUUCGGUGGUGAAAUCCGUGAAAUUCGCAUUAAAUCGAGCUAAAUCAGACAGAUACUUGUAAUAUUGGCCACCGCCACACGUGACACAUGGACAAACCCGUGGUGCUGGUCGUGUCGGCAGACGCGUCCGUCAAGCCGGAAGAUGUGAUUGGCCGCGUGCGGAAGGCUCCGGCGACGGAGGGCACGGUUGUGCUUGCGGACGGACUCGCCGGCCACUGCUAUCACAUCCGGACCAAGUACUACGAAACCGAUGUGGUGUUUUGUGGCUGGCCGGGCGGGAAAGAGCUCGGCGAAGUGCCGGAGGCCAUUCUGAAACAGCUGGAAGGGGUUUUGAUCUAUUUUGACGCUCGCGAUCGGGAUUUUUUGAAGCGACUGCCGGAGUACGCGGCUUUUGUUACGGAGGCGGAUAUUGAGUUUGGGAUUUUGCUGUGCGCGGAGUUGCAGGAGGAGGCGGACCAGGGAAUUACGUAUCGGGAGGCGAAGAAGUUCUGCAACGUGCUGGACGUGAUCGAGCUGGAUCCGACGGGUGGCGGGGAGACGGUGGGGGAAGAGGAGGAUGGCGAGGCGGCUGGGGUGGACGAACUGAUUCAAGCGUUGCAAAACUUUAUCUGGUCCAACGUGGACAUGCACCGGAAGACGGGAGGAGCUGGUGGUGGGGGCGGCGCUGAAGCAGGGAAGGAGGACGAAACUACGGAAGGAGCGGGCGAGGAAGAUCCGGAGGACGAACGGCGGAUCGAGGAAGAGCUGAUGGGAUUCGAGAAGUUGCUCACCCAGGUCAUGCAGUUCCGGCCGAAUACGAGCUCGUGGACGAGAAACGAGCGGUUGGCGUACGCGCAGGAGUUUGCGGAGUUCUUUGACGAGCUGAUAGGGGAAGAGGAUUAAGGGGGGUGGGAGGGGCGAAACGUAACGUUGGCAUUCCGGGGAGCAGAGAGGGAGAGCAUGUGUAGUGUUUGUGGUCCUGCGGAUAACCAUAUUUGAUGUUAUUUAUUUACGAUAUACUUUUUUUACAUUGAUAACAUGAAGAUACUUAGAGUGUAACAUUAUAUCGAAAACAUAUUUAACGAUUGAUUUGCGUGUUGAUUUAAGAAUCUACCAUUGUAACUCAUUUUUAUAGAUGACUAUUAAAGUAUUAUAACAUAGCGAAA